Molecule: messenger RNA, 1486 nt
Organism: Mytilus californianus (California mussel)
Lineage: Eukaryota; Metazoa; Mollusca; Bivalvia; Mytilida; Mytilidae
Product: interleukin enhancer-binding factor 2 homolog
Exons: 13
Coding region: 72-1226 (384 amino acids)
Source: RefSeq, a predicted model, not a curated record
UGUUCUCUCACGCGUGCGUUGCUUUCACCAACAUCCGGACGUAAACAACGUGAGCCGGCAUUCUAAAAACAAUGAGACACAUGAGAGGAAGAGGAGGACCAAUGAGAGGUGGUAUGAUGAGGCCCAUGGGACCAAGACCUCCAUUCAGAGCCUUCAUACCACAUAUUCCAUUCGAUCUAGUUCAGUGUGAGACUGUUUUUACAAGAGCUAAGCCAGCACCAGAUGAUAAAAGCUUCACAGAUGCCCUGCUUAAAAGACAUAAUGACCUAACACCAUCAGCAACAGAACAGUCAGCCAUAUUGUCCUUAGUAACAAAGAUUCAAGGUGCAUUAGAUGCUUUGGUUUUAACACCAGCAACAUUUGAACCUGCGCAAAUAGAAGAGGUCCGACAGAUUGGUUCUUUUAAGAAGGGAACAAUGAUGGCUGGACACAAUGUAGCUGAUAUAGUUGUAAUGUUAAAAACUUUACCUACCAAGGAAGCUGUGGCUGCACUAGGAAAUAAAAUAGUAGAAGAUAUGAAAUUAACAGAUCCUCAGGAAGUGUUGAGUAUGUUGACCAAUGAUACAGGAUUUGAGAUUAGUUCAGCAGACGCCACUGUAAAAUGUCUUAUCACAACUAUACCACCUAAUCUGAAGAAAUUAGAACAAGAUUUACAUUUGGAUGGUAAAUUAAUGCAGGCACACUUAGCAGGUAUAAGACAUGCAAGAUGGGUGGAGGAAAAUGCUUGUCAUUCUAGUAUAAAAGUAUUAAUACGAUUAUUACGAGAUUUGAAGAAUAGAUUUAAAGGAUUUGAACCUCUGACACCAUGGAUUAUAGAUCUCCUGGCUCACUACUCAAUAAUGAACAAUCCAGCCAGACAGCCAAUCUCCAUCAACAUAGCUUUUAAGAGAUGUUUACAAUUAAUGUCAGCAGGAUUUUUCCUACCAGGUUCUGUAGGAAUUACAGAUCCCUGUGAACAAGGUGCAGUCAGAGUUCACACAGUGAUGACGCUAGAACAACAAGAUCAAGUAUGCUUUACAUCACAAACAUUAUUACGUGUCCUCACUCAUGGUGGAUAUAAACAGGUUCUAGGACUAGAGGGAAAUGCUAGCAUAGCUACAGACAUGAGUGUAUGGGAAGGAGUUGUGGUCACACCGUCAGAUAAAGCCUAUGAGAAGCCAGAGAAGAAGGAAGGGGAGGAGGAGGAGGAUGACGAGGAUGAAGAAGGAAUGGAAACACAAGAAUAAACAAUGUUCAAAAUUUUGUACAAGAAAAAUAAUAAUGAAGUAAAACUCAUAUUGAGGACUGUUUAGAAAACUAAUACCUUCAUGACAGCAAGGAUGUUAGCCGUUCAAGUAAAGAUUUUCAGUUGUACAAAAACAAUACUGCAACUGACGCUUGUUGUUUCUCUAUGGCUAUGACAUUUUUUUUGUAUCAAUAUUGUCAUUGCGCAUCUAUCAUGUUACAUGUGUAUGUGAAGUCAGUAAAAUAAAUGUAAUGUUUUGUA